Molecule: messenger RNA, 2676 nt
Organism: Aspergillus fumigatus Af293
Lineage: Eukaryota; Fungi; Ascomycota; Eurotiomycetes; Eurotiales; Aspergillaceae
Source: RefSeq, a predicted model, not a curated record
AUGAUCGACGUCAUAAUCAGACACCAAGCUUCCCCCCUCAUAGAAAGUGCUCUUGUAUAUCAAUCCAUCACAAUCAUCUUCGGCAACGCUCAUCUUCAAUCUUCCUUUCGAAAAAGGAAUGUCAUCCUCGCUGCGAUGAUGCGAACUCGAAUCCCGGGUUUGGUACCGCGAAUCUGCCAAACCCCUCUACCGUGGAAACGUCCUACACAAAUGACUCGAGUUCGCUAUGCGAGAUGGAGUACUUCACAUGCAGUGACAUGGCUCGAGACAGGACACAUUGAUCUGAAAGAGAACGAGGGACUCCUUUUUAUCAAUAAUAUCUUUCCGUCUAGACUCCAAUGGCUGCUGCGGGGUCCGCUGGGUGGUAUGCGUUCUUACGAGGCGGCCGUCAAGCGCAUCGACAGACCGCAUUUGGCUGCAUCGGAUACUUUUCAAAUCAUCCAACGAGUGGUUCCAAAGAACCUGAAUGUCCAAGUUAAAGAGGUUGUCCCGCGGUUCAGGGAAGGUGGCGCGUUUGUCAAGUACACUCGUCCAGGCGAUGUCAACGACGCCGACAUUGAAGCCUCUAUCAAAGAAAAUCUGAAAGAGCAUCCCAUUAGGCCCUGGUUCAAUCCUUUUCAAGAAGUUCAAGUAUGUCGGGUCAUUGGAAGGCCAUGGAUAGAAGAUCUCUAUCGCCUUCCAAGCCCCCGCCUCAAGGUUUCGUUCCACCCUGUGUCUCCCGAAGCAUCGGCAGCAGACCUGAACACGGAGACUCUAUACACUCUAUUUCGCCCCUAUGGGAAGAUCAGAGACAUAGAGACACAACCGUCUGACGGGAAGGUCACGCCCAGGUACGCCUAUGUGGAAUUCUCUCGGCCCAAGUACGCUGGAAUGGCGAAGAACUGUAUGCACGGAUUCACCAUCCCAGAACAAGAAGGUGGCGGCAAGUCGGGUACGCGGCUCAAGAUUAAGUACGAGCGGAAGAUCAAGCUGUCCAUGAUUAAGGACUGGCUUUUGAAUCAUCCCAGGAUCGUUAUUCCGGUGCUCGCCGCCCUCUUGGCCGCCAUCACCGUCACCAUCUUUGAUCCAAUGCGGACAUUUUUCAUCGAACUGAAAAUAAAGUCGACGCUUCAGACCGAAGAGAAUGGUGUGAUGCAAUGGAUCCGCAAACAGGUCAACAAGGCAAACAUCAUCUAUUUUGGUCGCAAAGGGGCGGAUCCUCGUGGGCUCACGGCCAUAUGGGAGGACCGUCAGGAAGACAUUACUCGACUGCAAUCCUGGCUAAUGGAAAAUGUGGAAACCUUCAUCAUUAUUCAUGGACCCCGUGGCUCGGGAAAGCGGGAGCUUGUAUUAGAUCGGGCCCUGGUCGAUUACAAAUAUAAGAUAGUAAUCGACUGUAAACAAAUCCAAGACGCGCGGGGAGACAGUGCGAAAAUUGCUAGGGCAGCCAGUCAGGUAGGCUACCGGCCGGUUUUCUCAUGGAUGAACAGCAUCAGCAGUUUUAUCGAUCUCGCAGCACAGGGCAUGAUUGGGACCAAGGCAGGGUUCUCAGAGACUUUGGACGCCCAGCUAAGCAACAUCUGGCAAAACACGGCUACCGCUUUGAAGAAAGUGACCUUGGAGCACAGGAAGAAGAAUGACAACGACUCGCAUCUGACCGACGAAGAGUAUCUUGAGGCUCAUCCCGAGCUUCGCCCAGUGGUGGUAAUUGACAACUACCUGCACAAUGCGUCCGAGAGCAGCGUUGUGUACGACAAAAUCACCGAGUGGGCCGCUGGCCUAACAGCCGGAAACAUUGCCCAUGUCAUAUUCCUCACGACCGAUGUCUCGUACGCCAAACCUUUGAGCAAAGCGUUGCCAAAUUCGGUUUUCCGCACAAUCACCCUGGGUGACUGUUCUCUGGAGGUCGGCCGGAAGUUUGUUAUGAGUCACUUGGCAUAUGAGUCAAAAGAUGGAAAGACUCAGCCACGGCGGGCUGAAGAGCUGGAGGACCUAGACGCUUGCAUUGAGGCCUUGGGAGGAAGGGUGACAGAUCUCGAAUUCAUGGCGCACCGUAUUGAGGCGGGAGAGACACCGCGAGGUACGUCGAGAGCAAGAGCACUAGUCACGUUCUAUGCUAGAUUACUAACAUACGCUCAAGGCGCGGUCAACCGUAUUAUCGAACAAUCGGCAUCUGAGAUUCUCAAGAUGUUCCUUUUGACGCCGGAAACUAUAGAGCAGUCGUGGACCCACGAACAGGCUUGGUAUCUGAUCAAAAGGCUUGCAGAGUCCAAAGAUGGUUCUCUGUCAUACAAUGAAAUUGUUCUCUCCGAGCUCUUCAAAGAGAAUGGAGAGAUCACCCUUCGCGCUCUUGAGCACGCCGAACUCAUUUCAAUCGCCGCCGUCAACGGCUGCCCCCAGAGAAUUCGGCCUGGAAAACCAGUCCUGCGCGCUGUUUUCAAGAAGGUCACCGAGAAUAAAGCAUUGAGCAGUCGCAUGGAUCUCGCGAUCAUAGCAAAGAAGAUCAACAAAGAGAAUAAGAGCAUCGAAAAAUAUGAGGAAGAACUUAGCUUAUUGGGCUCUCUGCCUAGGCAGCCACGGGAACUGACAGACCGAAUCCAAUGGUUGCUUAACAAAGUAUACAGUUCUCAAAACAAGAUUGCGAAAUAUGAGAAGGAAAGUGCAUACCUACAGAAGAUUCUCCGAAGCGAACAUUGA